Cinclus cinclus is the source of this 1244-nucleotide messenger RNA. RefSeq names its product transmembrane protein 237 (gene TMEM237). The record is from RefSeq and is a predicted model, not a curated record. Gene Ontology annotation, cellular component: ciliary transition zone. Bases 1 to 1179 code for a protein of 392 amino acids. NCBI's taxonomy places the organism in Eukaryota, Metazoa, Chordata, Aves, Passeriformes, Cinclidae. The transcript has 13 exons. Gene Ontology annotation, biological process: cilium assembly.
AUGGGAAAGAAACAAGUGUGCCCACCUCGUGCCCUUCCUCCAGUGCCAAGUGGAAGCCAAGAUGAAAUUCCACUCAGUCGUCCCAAAAAAAGGAAAUCCAAAGGAAAGACUCCAUUAGAUGGCAUUGUGCAGGCAGCGGUUCGUCGGCAGUCUGAAAGCAGCGAGCCCCUGACUCCUGAGCCUCCUGAUGCCCCUCCUCAGAGGAAACGCAAAAAGAAGAAAGUACCUACAGAUUCUGAGACCUCCUUUACCCAGAAAAAUGUAGCAUCCCUAUUUCAGAAUGGAAAUGGCAUGGAUGUCCCUGAAGCUGAAGAAACGGUGAUCCGCAAACAGAGAAAAAGAACAAAGAAACCUCGGCCAGCUGAAGUGAGCUCCAAUGAGCUGGAAGUGGAGGAGGAAGACAUCAUUGAAGAUGAGCACAGGAAGAGCCCAGAUCAGCAGCCUGUGUUUGCUGCUCCCACUGGAAUUAGUCAGCCUGUUAGCAAAGUGUUUGUUGAAAAAAAUCGGCGUUUUCAGGCAGCUGAUCGUGCAGAAUUGAUUAAAACCACUGAAAAUAUCAAUGUACUUCUGGAUGUGAAGGCUUCAUGGACUACUAGAGAUGUUGCCCUCUCAGUGCACCGAAGUUUCAGGGUUCUGGGCCUCUUCACUCACGGCUUCCUUGCUGGUUAUGCUGUAUGGAACAUCGUGGUUAUCUACAUUUUGGCAGGAAAUGAGCUUUCUAUGGUUUCUAACCUGCUUGAGCAGUAUAAGACAAUAGCAUACCCAGCUCAAAGUUUGUUCUAUUUUUUGCUGUCUAUCAGUACAGUCUCAGCCUUUGACAGGAUUGAUCUGGCAAAAGCAUCAGUUGCACUGAGGGGCAUUCUUACGCUAGACCCAGCAGCACUAGCUUCUUUCUUGUACUUUGCUGCUCUUAUCUUAUCCUUAAGCCAGCAGAUGACAUGUGACAGAAUCAACCUCUACACGCCACCUUCGGAAAAUGGCAGUAUAUGGACUGCAGGUACAGAGGCAGAAAUUGUUCAUUCGUGGGUUGUGGUGAAUCUCGUAGUGUCUGUUCUAGUUGGGACAAGUUGGAUCUUCUUAAGUUCUCGACCUGAGUUGGACCACAGUGAAGAGUUGAUGUUUCAUUCUGAAAUUGAGGAGUUUCCUCACGGAGAGGUCAUACCCAGAGUCCAGCCAUAAGUGUGGAACAAGACUGCAUUAUAUUGUAGCUGUGACUGAUGGCUCAAUAUGUUGUGUAUUAUAGC